UUAACGAUUUGAAGUUGUGCUUGACAGUCUUUAUGCAACUGGAAUUGAAAAAUAAUGCAGACGGUUGUACGAAAAAGACGAACCAGUACAGCACAACCAACAUCAAACCCUAGGUUUGGAUAUUUAACAUAUAAAUUAUAUUAAUCACUGGUUGAACUACACUUUGUUGAAUGUAGGCUGUGCCCGGUUCCCGAACUAGUCUGCACAGACAUGCCACAAAGCGAAUUAGAAAACAUCCGGAUUCCAUUCAAAACUGGGUACUGGACUUCGGAAGGCCUAUUGUUAUGAUUAUCCUUCCUCUGGAGUGGUUUCCCCUAAACAAGCCUAGUGCUGGGGACUACUUUCAUAUGGCUUACAAUGUCUUAACACCCUUCCUACUAUUAAAGCUGAUAGAGCGCAGCCCCAGGUCUCUCCCACGAUCGGCAGUUUACCUCUGCAUCAUCACAUUUGUCAUGGGCGCCAGCAUCCACCUGGUGGGAGACUCCAUCAACCAUCGCCUCAUCCUGAGUGGCUACAAGCUUCACCUGUCAGUCAGGGAGAACCCCAUCAUAAAAGAUCUCAAACCCACGUCGUUGAUUGAUUGUUUUGAACUGCUUUAUUAUUACGAUGAACAGCUGGGACAUUUAAUGUGGUACAUUCCUUUUUUCCUUAUACUGUUCCUAUACUUCACUGGUUGCUUCACUCAAAUCAAAGAGGAGAAGAAAAUGCCUUUGUCUGGCUGGCUGUUACUCUGGCCCAGUGCUCUCUACUAUUGGUAUUUGGUUACAGAGGGCCAGAUCUUUGAACUUUUCCUUCUCAGCUUCCUUGCCAUGGGUGCUUUGGUGGUGCACCGAUGGCGAAAAGGCUCAAACUUGGACAGCAAUGGAGAGUUUCUGUUUUACAGUUUCUUUCUUACCAUGGGCCUGGUGGUAGUAUGGGUAACCUACCUGUGGAAUGACCCAGUGUUACGCAAGAAGUACCCUGGGCUCAUCUAUGUUCCAGAACCCUGGUCUUACUACACUCUAUACAUUAAGGACAACCAUUGAAGAAAGGAAGGAAGCCUGUGAGCUUUUUUUUAUGAUCUGCCUGUUUCAGGGAGUAUGAUAACCACUGGCCUCGGUGCUAUAUUAUGUACUAUUUGGUUUUAUGAUAUUUCAUUUUAAGAUGAUUAAGUGAAAUGUUUUCAGCACAUUAAGUAAAAAAUUGAAACGGCUAAAGUAGAUAAUUCAUUGUAGACCUAAUGGCUGUCUUCCUCUCUCUUCACAACGAUCAAAUGGUAAAAACGGUUAGGGUACACAAUUAUUAUGUCAUCUUAUUUCUACGUAUUAAAUGUAGAAGUGGUCGUUAUAAAGAAUAUGGGUCAAGUCUGCUAAUGUUGAUGUUCACAUCCUUUUUCAUUCCAGUUGCACUGUUUAAUUGCAAGUGGAAUCUGACUUGACCAUCACUGAAUUGUAUCUGGCCUUUUUGUCACAACGUGCUUUACUGUUACCUGAGAUUCAACCCAAACCCAGUGUUAUUUUGUUAUUGUUUUUGACUAGCUAUAUGCCAUGAGUGGUCAACAAGGUAGUCUAUUCCAGUGUUGCUGUAAAAUGUCCUGUUGCACUCGAAAGACAUGCAAAGGUCAGAUAUACUUGAACAUAUGCAUAUUCAAGGGAUCAAAGUUUUUUUGUGUUAUGUUUUAUAAUAAUAAAAAAAAAUGCCACUUU
Messenger RNA from Hypomesus transpacificus, 1685 nucleotides. It is a transcript of the gene cln6a, whose product is annotated as CLN6 transmembrane ER protein a. The record is from RefSeq and is a predicted model, not a curated record. The coding region runs from base 285 to 1025 and encodes 246 amino acids. NCBI's taxonomy places the organism in Eukaryota, Metazoa, Chordata, Actinopteri, Osmeriformes, Osmeridae. The transcript is spliced from 7 exons.